This is a messenger RNA of Coregonus sp. 'balchen', 29719 nucleotides long. The record is from the annotation of a GenBank genome assembly. NCBI's taxonomy places the organism in Eukaryota, Metazoa, Chordata, Actinopteri, Salmoniformes, Salmonidae.
AUGAACAUCGCGGACAGACUGCAGUGUGGGCAGGCAAACUACCCCGCUCAUGCUUCCUUGAGGAGCCCCGGUAACUAUGGCGAUAAGAGAAAGAAGCGUAUGAUGAUCGUUGCUCUUCAAUUUUCCGUGUGUGUGUGUGUGUGUGUGUUUGUCUGCGACUCAUUGAGUGAGGCUGAGGGAGGGGGUUUAUGAGAUGAGAGAUAGCUAGGUGACCGAGAGAGAUGUUGAAACGCUAACUUAAUUUGCCCAUUCAGAGACGGACCGACGGCUCUCUGGGUUUUUCCAAUUCGACCACGGACUGAACGGCGCGGUAGCCUAUAGCCCGCAAUCCGACUCCUCGGCAGGUUUGAGGGGUGGAGAGAGAGAUGGGAUCAGCUUCUUCGGCGUACCGACUAAUCUACCUGGACGUGGAUGGCAGAAUUCAGAAGGUAUAACUGUCAAUCAACCGUUAUAUCAUGUCAGCCUGUUUCAUCAUCAACCUACACCCUGCCCUAUAGGCCUAACCGGGAAGAGGUCCAAUAUUGCAUAGGAAAUAUUUGGAAGAAAGGUGCAAUGAUAGUUAUGCUUUCUAUAGAAUAGGCUGCCCUCAAUAGCAUAUAAUUGUAUAAUAUUCAUAUACAAAUCGUGGUUAAAAUGAAUAGCUUAAUGCAGUCAAUGAUAAUGAUAAUGCAAUACAAAUCUAUUCAUUUUUUGAUGGUUUAGGCAAUAAUGCAUAUGCCAGACAAACUUGAUUUACUGUUUAACGGAUGCGCCGGUUCACUUUUCUCCCACCGCUUCAAUUUUAUAAAAAUAUGUAUACUUUUUUGGGUCAGUUUAUGCGGUGCUUUGUUCAUAUAACGCUCUCCCUUGAGGAUUUCCCAAACUGAUGUGCGAGAAUCAAAGACGAAUCCACCUCAGAUCAAGCGCUUAUUAUGUUCGGGCCUCUGAUUGGACAGUGACACAAUUCUGUAGAUUAUACAAUAGGCUAUAGUCUACUCUAUGGCCCGAUUGAAAUUUACUUUUUCCAAUGCUACAUUCAUUUGACAGACCUUACUUGAACGAUUGUCCCUCUUUCUUCAAAGUAAAGGCCUAGUCUAUGAUAGGCCUAUUCAUAUUUGUAUUGUAUUACUAUUUUGUUAAAGCGUAGUUAGGCUAUACAUUUAAGUAAUGAACUGAUUAUACAUUUUGUCCAUUUUUUCAUUAGAAAAAACACAUUUGAUAUUGUACUCUAUUAUAUAUAUGUUAAUAAUGGUGCUAUUGAUGUUUAUCAGAUAUGUUCAGAAUAAAGAAACUGUCACAAGAUAUAGUCUCCAGUGGUGUAAGGCACUGCAUGGCAGUGCUAGCUGUGCCACUAGAGAUCCUGGUUCAAAUCCAGGCUCUGUCGCAGAGUCUCGGGAGACUCAUGGGCGGCGCACAAUUGGCCCGGCGUCGUCCAGAGUAGGGGAGGGAAUGGCCGGCAGGGAUAUAGCUCAGUUGAUAGAGCAUGGCGUUUGCAACGCCAGGGUUGUGGGUUCGAUUCCCACGGGGGGCCAGUAUGAAAAAAAAAAAAAAAUAUUCACUAACUGUAAGUCGCUCUGGAUAAGAGCGUCUGCUAAAUGACUAAAAUGUAAAUAGGCUUACUGCCCAUUGUGUUUCAUUUCACAUGAUUAUAACAAUUAACAUUGUACCAUCAUCUGCAUUAUUUUUCAAAAUAACACAGGAAAGAUUUCCUAGCAUAGGUUUUUGCUUGGAAUAAUAUAACUAUUGAAGCCCACAUUAGGCCUAAAGCUUGCACAGGUUGGUAGGACAAUGUGGUAAAGUACUAAUUUUAAAGUCUCUCACUUGCUAUCAAUUUGGAGUCCAUUUUAUUUUGGGGUCAAUUAUCUUUUUUUUGCUCGCUCGCCUCACUUUUAUGAAGUAGAAAAAUGCAGUUAAACAGUAAAUCAACUUUGUUCAGCCAUAUAAAAAACUGAAUUUUCAGAAUACUGUCUAUGUUGAUUGGACACAUUCACUGUCCUCUCUCUCUCUCUCUCUCUCUCUCUCUCUCUCUCUCUCUCUCUAUAUGUGUGUGUGUGUUACAUUUGCAUCUUUAUCAAGAUUUGAAACUGCACUAUUUUUAUGAACCUGUGUGGAAUGGCAACAUAUGUAGGGCUCUAUUUUUGGCUGGCUCAAACGCACGUUAGUUUGCAAUUUCGUCAUUUAAAAACUGGCGCACUGGCAUUUUCCAACCCCAACGCCAGGUUCCGCAGUUUACCUGUUUUAUAUCAGCUUGCUUGCGCUCAGAUGGGCGGGGUGGAAAUAUUUGAGGUGUGUCCUUAAAAACAUGAUCCAAAGUGCUGAUUUCAGGCAGCGCUGAUAUGGAUAUUUAAGACCAACCAAAAGCUGGUUUUAGCAGUAACGCAGUUGGUUAUGGCAUGAAUUUUGACAGCAGAAACGCAGCCUAUCCAGCCGUGACGCACACUGCCCAAAUGCGCAUGGAACAAGAGUAGCCCAAUGUGCUGUUGGUGCCUGUAUACUUCAUAAUUAGAAAUAUAAAAAACUAAGUUUUUUUCCCCAUUUUGUUUUAUUUGAUUAAAAACCAAGCAUAGAUUCCCCUCCUCUCAAUUAAGGUUUUUUUUUUGUCUGCCCAAUGGAAUCGCGAAGUAGGCUAGUCAAUACUGUCGAUAAAGGGUUUUGCUCCUGAGACCGCUUGGGAAUAAAUCUUAAUCACCAAAGCGUUAUGAAAAUAUAAGGUGGAGUAAAACAGUGAGCUGACAUUCUCUAUGCAUUGUAGUCAGGCCCACAUUAUUUUAGUCAUGCAGGUCCCGUUUUGGACGUGCGUAAAACCUCCUCCAUGAUGUGUCCAUGCCCAUCAUGAAACGAGAGAUGAGUACCUCGGUGAAUGAAUACCGGUGAACCUCGUAUUUAGAAGUGAUCUGUAACCUGUAGAAAUGGCUUGUUUUCCGUUUCAUAUGUUCAAAACCCAAGCCCUUCCUUAGGCCUACCAUAACGAAGGCUAGUUCAACAGCAAUGUGUCUUUUUUUUAUCCUGGCGAUUGUAUGAUACCAUUAAAUUUUACAUUAAUUUAUUGUUGUUGUUGUAAAAAAAAAACGGCUUGUUUUUUGUUUAAUUUUAUUACAACCAAACUUAUUAGUAUGAUUCACCUUCCUGGUUUUAUGGUGACAACGUCCGUGCGCGCUUGCAAUGCAACUUCUGAUCUGUAAAAUGGUUCCGAUUAUAUUCGUAAAGCAUAGGCCUAUUGGGGAGUAGUAUAACGGUGAAUGGAAAUUCUCCCUUUCUAUUUAUAUUGGAUCUUUGUCCAGCUACUGUGAAAAGUUUGGAUGUGUGUAUAACCCUCCAUAGUCUACAUUGUUUUAAUAUGAUAUGCCCACGGGGAGAAAUUAUGUCUGUAAGUCUGACAUAGCCUAUUUAAAACAAGUUGUUUUGUUUAGAAUUUGAUUAGAAUUAUUAAUUCUCUUUUUAGGCCUUAUCAAUUAAUUAAUUUAAUAUUGCUUAUUGACAAUGUUUGACAUGUCAAUGCUCAGCCAUAAUGCAAUUUACAGUAGGCCUAGCCCCUAUAUCAGUGUGAACGCUAUUGAAGCAAUGCAAUUACUUAGAACAAUGUGGACUGAAAUUGGGUUCAAGUUAAUGUAUUUAGCAAAGAUAGGUCUACAUUUUGUUAUUUUGUUUCUGUAAGCCAUUUAACAAACUAUUAUGGACUAAUAUUGGAAUUUGAGUUAAUUCCAAGACAGUACAUAAAAGACCAUAAAUACACAACUUGAAGCAACCACAUAUUUCGCCAUGGAGCAUGUUCUGAUUGGCCAGUGAUGGGCCAAGCCCCCACACACCCACAAUUUGUUUAUUCAUCAAAACCCAGCCCUUUCGCGCCAACGCCAGCAAGUGCGCGGAUAAUUGUGAUAAUGAAAAUAGCAAACAUAUUUCUGACACACCCCUGAACCUAUAGUGCUACCGCCUGCGCUUAGAUUGACCAUUGCUUGAGGUUUGUUAAAAUAGUGCCCCUAGAGUUACAUUUUGGUAAAAGCAUGAUAGCCUAUCAAUCAUUUGAGUGGAAAAAAUAACAGCUAAUCAUUAAAUGCUUGAUGAAAUUCCUUAGAGGAAGAAUAAUUCCUUUCAGGAUUAAGAUGAGAGGACCAGAUAUUUGCUGUUUACUUUGCUGGACAAUUAUACAACUCCAGUUCGGAACAGAUCAUCUCCCACACAUUUUAGUCAUUUAGCAGACGCUCUUAUCCAGAGCAACUUAUAUGAGCAAUUAGGGUUAAGUGCCUUGCUCAAGGGCACAUCGACAGAUUUUUCACCUAGUCGGCUCGGGGAUUAGAACCAGCGACCUUUCGGUUACUGGCACAGCGCUCUUAACCACUAAGCUACCUGCAUGUAGUCUACACAUCUCUAUUACAGUAGAUAUACCCGCCAUUCUAGAUUCCAGGAUGAAAUGCUCAGGUUCUUACAUAUAUGAUCGAAACCUCAGCAUGUAGGGGCCAAAUCUUAACUUGAGAUGUGUUUGUGUAAAUCACUGGAACACUCCCUACAUGAAACCUCAAGUGACUUACCUGCAUCUCAUGUAAGGAUUUGGCCUAAAGACAAUUUUGUAUAGUGUCACAAACUCCUUAUUCUACAACGGCUUUGUCAAAACAAGCAUUGUGAUUAGUUGAGACGCGUUCUAAGCCAUACUAAAAAAAACUGUUUAGCACGGGUAAGCCUAUGACGCAAAAAUGGGAAUCUUGUUUUCUGUUCCAUCUGAGAAAUCCCUGCUCAUCAGCCCAGCCAGCCAAUUCAUUAACUUGAGCUCCACUGUAAAAGGCAUCUAGACAUUAUUUCCCCUUGCUUCUAGCCUAACAUUUGGUUUGCAACAACUGGUGGUUGUACAAACGUUGCUGUCUGUCUCUUGACAUUUGCAACAUAGUUUCAAUAGUGAAAUUAGAUCUAAAAAGUCAUUUAGCACGCCCUCUCGUGUACAAUUGCUUUAAUCUCACACAGACUAUAUCCAUGUCAAUUAGCCUCCACAAACAGAGCCAGAAUGGUGGGUCUAGUUCCUGUCCAGGGGGUUCUUUACACUUACACCCAGUGGAGUGGAGGACACUGAGGACCAGGGCCAUAAAGGAACAACAUAAAGACUUUUAUGCUCCGCUCCGAUGGCACUUUGCAUUUAUUGCAGACGUGUCAUUUUUUAUGGAGUUCAUUCCAAGUCUGUAUUAUGUUUGUUUGGUGUUUCUCUGUGAGCUUGUUUGUUCAGUCGGUUUAGGAUAUGCUGUGGUGUAGGCUAGUACAUUUACAUUUACAUUUACAUUUUAGUCAUUUAGCAGACGCUCUUAUCCAGAGCGACUUACAGUUAGUGAAUACAUUUUUAUUUUUUUUUUUAUACUGGCCCCCCGUGGGAAUCGAACCCGCAACCCUGGCGUUGCAAACGCCAUGCUCUAUCAACUGAGCUACAUCCCUGCCGGCCAUUCCCUCCCCUACCCUGGACGACGCUGGGCCAAUUGUGCGCCGCCCAUGAGUCUCCUGGUCGCGGCCAGCUGCGACAGAGCCUGGAUUCGAACCAGGAUCUCUAGUGACACAGUUAGCACUGCGAUGCAGUGCCUUAGACCACUGCGCCACUCAGGAGUCUAGUAGUCGGUGACUACAUCUGUGAGCGCAAAGAGAUAGAUCAAUUUAUCUCUGACUGUGUGUAAGCUUUUGUUCUCUAUUUCUGAUAUUGAUCUGUUUGUUCCGUUGUCAUUGGUCAGUUGUUGCUGGGGGAAAAAUAUGGCAUCUCGUCUCUUUCUCUCUCCCUCACCCUCUGUUGUUUUCUCUCCCUCUCUCAUUCUCUUGUGUCUAUGGGACGCUUCAUUUUCUCACACUGUUGAUCUAUCAAUCUCUCACACACACAUUCUCUCGCUCCUUUCCUUUAUCCCUCUCACACACUCCUCUCUCUCUCUCACACACUUGCAUUCCUUUAUCCCCCUCUCUUUCUCUGUCUCUCUCUCUCUGAUCUCUCUCUUCUCUCUCUCAUACUUAUUAUCACUGCUCCGUCAUUUCUGAAGAUUACUUCCCAUCAGACUCAAUUAGAGUGUCUUGCCUUACUUCUCCCACUCACAGCUCAGUCUGAGUCAUAACAACAGGGACAUAUCAGAUCUCCUCAUAAUUCCAGCAUAGCUCUAUACACAGGAGCCCAUUACUAACCACGUUUCCAUCCACAGUUUUUAUGCGAGUAAAGUCGUACCAUAUUUGUAAAAAAUCACGACAGCUGUGAUGGAAACAGGAAGUUUCGGUACAAUUUUAUAAAUGCCGAUAGAUCAUUUGUUCGUUCGACAUGGUGGGAUCUUUUUGUGUCGGUAAAAUGAAUUAUGUGAGAAAUGUCGGUGGAAAUGCCUUUAUGCACAAAUAUUGAUAUAAUAACCAUCAUAUCGAAGUAAACUUGGAGUCACGCGAUGACAUGGUGUGUGGUCCUUCCUCUACGACUCAGGAAACCAUACAGUUUAUUAGGCUAUAGAUUAAAUAGGUUAAGAUGAACUUCACAGGGUGGUGAAAGUGCACAGUGAUGAGCUUGAUGCUCCUUUCCAAUAAAUAUUGAGGGUCUUAUUCUGGUGACAUGAUGAUCGAUGCUUGACUGCUGUUUGACAAAUACAAAUAUUCUCGCUCUUAUCCAUAAUAAUUUCAUUAUGUAGACUAGCCUACCCACACAGCCUACCCGCACUGUAACUGUGAGCUGUUCGCUAGAGCACACGUGCCAAGACAAAAGUAGGCACAUUUGCUAUUUAAUACAACCAUUUUUGUGACAAAACUAUUGGUAGAGUUGAAAAUGCGAUGGAAACACUUUGAACUUUAGAUUUUCAUUCAGUAAAUGAAAACUUAAGUGAAAAGUACAUUUUGUGUGCACUACGUCAUCACGCACUGAUUUUUAUCCGCAACAAGUCAGUUUGGUGGUAAACUCUGCCGAGUCCCCAACAACCGGAUGUUCCGGUUUUCAGGGGAAAUGGAAAGAGAGCCUGUGACCCAACUUCCGCUUUUGGACGAACAAGGUGACACUCCAUCUUAACUCCUCCUCCACAUUUACUGGAUUGGUUGAAAAGUGCAGAAGAGAAACCUCCCCCAACAGUUUUUUUUUCUUCUCGUCAAGACCAGUAUGUGGGGGAUCUAAUUUCAGGCGUUUCUUUUACACCUGCUACGUUAGGUUAGUUUGGUGAAAACACACCACUGGUAGGAAAAUGCACAUAUUUUCUUUAUGCUGAUUUCUUUAUAUUUGCAUGAAAAUCUGUCGCCAAAUGGAUGGAAACCUAGCUACUGACUGUUUUGCUCACUGUCUGUGGCAGCCAACAGCAGUAAUCAAGCCACCAGCGGUAAUCAAGCUGGAAGCCUCACCAGUCCAUCCACCAGCUACUUACUGUCUCGCUUUUUCAAUUCUAUUCUACUUUUCUCUUCCCAUUUAGGUAGCAUGUUAUGACUAGGGCCUAGGAGUCUUUCCUGGUCUGGUCAUGUAGUCACUCAUAACACCACUGGCCUUUGUCUGACCUGAAAGUUUAUGAUGUUUGACAUACAGUAUAAUUUUGACUGGAACAUUGUGCCGUGCUUCCUGCUAGCCUGUGCUGUAGCACCAAUUCGAACUGCUCUCGGACUCACAUAUUGCUGUUCACUGGACCUUAUGAUCACUCAGCUGCACAGCUGAUCCCUGCUGGACUGUUCCUUUACACGGUACCCUGUCCUGUUUAUCUGUUUAGCCUCAGCCCAAACUUUCAUCGCCAUUACCAGUUGUUGUCUUAGCUCUCUCGAAUAACACCUGUGAUUGCUUUAUGCCUCUCUCCCAUGUCAAUAUGCCUUGCCUAUUGCUGUUCCAGUUAGUUCUUAUUAUACAAUUUCACUGUAAAGCCCCAAGUCCCUCUCAAACUGCCUCAAAUAGGUCCUUUGUUCCACCCCCCCAUUCACGCGGAGACCAGCUCAAUCGGUGCCUCCAGUGAUGCUAUCUCUUUCAUUGUUACCCAACGCUUAGGUUUACCUCCACUGUACUCAUAUCCUUCCAUAUCCUUGUCUGUACAUAAUGCCCUGAAUCUAUUCUACAACGCCCGGAAAUCUGCCCCCUUUACUCUCUGUACCCAACGCAAUAGAAGACCAGUUCUUAAAGCCUUUAGCCGUAUCCUUAUUCUAGUCCUCCUCUGUUCCUCUGGUGAUGUAGAGGUUAACCCAGGCCCUGCAGCCCCCAGUAUCACUCCUACUCCCCAGGAGCUAUCAUUUGUUGACUUCUGUAACCGUAAAAGCAUUGCUUUUUUGCAUGUUAACAUCAGAAGCCUCCUCCCUAAGUUUGAGUUAUUCACUGUGUUAGCACACUCCGCCAACCCUGAUGUUCUAGCAGUGUCUGAAUCCUGGCUUAGGAAGGCCACCAAAAAUUCAGAAAUGUCCAUCCCCAACUACAACAUUUUCCGUCUAGAAAGAACUGCCAAAGGGGGUGGAGUUGCAAUCUACUGUAGAGAUAGCCUGCAGACCUCUAUCAUACUAUCCAGGUCUGUGCCCAAACAGUUUGAGCUCCUACUUCUAAAAAUCCACCUUUCCAGAAAUAAGUCUCUCACUGUUGCCGCUUGCUACAGACCCCCCUCAGCCCCCAGCUGUGCCCUGGACACCAUAUGUGAAUUGAUUGCCCCCCAUCUAUCCUCAGAGUUCGUACUGCUUGGUGACCUAAACUGGGAUAUGCUUAACACCCCGGCCAUCCUACAAUCCAAACUAGAUGCCCUCAAUCUCACACAAAUUAUCAAGGAACCUACCAGGUACAACCCUAAAUCCGUAAACAUGGGCACCCUCAUAGAUAUCAUCCUGACUAACUUACCCUCUAAAUACACUUCCGCUGUCUUCAACCAGGAUCUCAGCGAUCACUGCCUUAUUGCCUGCGUCCGUAACGGGUCCGCGGUCAAACGACCACCCCUGUCAAACGCUCCCUAAAACACUUUAGCGAGCAGGCCUUCCUAAUUGACCUGGCCCAGGUAUCCUGGAUGGAUAUCGAUCUCAUUCCGUCAGUAGAGGAUGCCUGGUUGUUCUUUAAAAGUGCUUUCCUCUCAAUCUUAAAUAAGCAUGCCCCAUUCAAAAAAAUUCAGAACUAAGAACAGAUAUAGCCCCUGGUUCUCCUCAGACUUGACUGCCCUUGACCAGCACAAAAACAUCCUGUGGCGUACUGCAUUAGCAUCGAAUAGCCCCCGCGAUAUGCAACUUUUCAGGGAAGUUAGGAACCAAUAUACACAAGCAGUUAGGAAAGCAAAGGCUAGCUUUUUCAAACAGAAAUGUGCAUCCUGUAGCACUAACUCCAAAAAGUUUUGGGACACUGUAAAGUCCAUGGAGAAUAAGAGCACCUCCUCCCAGCUGCCCACUGCACUGAGGCUAGGAAACACUAUCACCACUGAUAAAUCUACAAUAAUCGAGAAUUUCAACAAGCAUUUUGCUACGGCUGGCCAUGCUUUCCACCUGGCUACCACUACCCCGGUCACCAGCUCUGCACCCCCUGCUUCUCCUUCACACAAAUUCAGACAGCUGAUGUUCUGAAAGAGCUGCAAAAUCUGGACACCUACAAAUCAGCUGGGCUAGACAAUCUGGACCCUUUCUAAAAUUAGCCACCAAAAUUGUCGCAACCCCUAUUACUAGCCUGUUCAACCUCUCUUUCGUAACGUCUGAGAUCCACAGAGAUUGGAAAGCUGCCGCGCUCAUCCCCCUCUUCAAAGGGGGUGACACUCUAGAUCCAAACUGUUACAGACCUAUAUCCAUCCUGCCCUGCCUUUCGAAAGUUUUUGAAAGCCAAGUUAACAAACAGAUUACCGACCAUUUAGAAUCACACCGUACCUUCUCCGCUAUGCAAUCCGGUUUCCGAGCUGGUCAUGGGUGCACCUCAGCCACACUCAAGGUCCUAAACGAUAUUAUAACCGCGAUCAAUAAUAGACAGUACUGUGCAGCCGUCUUCAUCGACCUGGCCAAGGCUUUUGACUCUGUCAACCACCGCAUUCUUAUUGGCAGACUAAAUAGCCUUGGUUUCUCAAAUGACUGCCUCGCCUGGUUCACCAACUACUUCUCAGAUAGAGUUCAAUGUGUCAAAUCGGAGGGCCUGUUGUCUGGACCUAUGGCAGUCUCUAUGGGGGUGCCACAGGGUUCAAUUCUUGGGCCGACUCUUUUCUCUUUGUAUAUCAAUGAUUUCGCUCUUGCUGCUGGUGAUUCUCAGAUCCACCUCUAUGCAGACGACACCAUUUUGUAUACAUCUGGCCCUUCAUUGGACACUGUGUUAACAAACCUCCAAAUGAGCUUCAAUGCCAUACAACACUCCUUCCGUAGCCUCCAACUGCUCUUAAACACAAGUAAAACUAAAUGCAUGCUCUUCAAUCGAACGCUGCUGGCACCCGCCCACCCGGCUAGAAUCACUACUCUCGACGGGUCUGACCUAGAGUAUGUGGUCAACUACAAAUACCUAGGUGUCUGGUUAGACUGUAAACUCUCCUUCCAGACUCACAUUAAGCAUCUCCAAUCCAAAGUUAAAUCCAGAAUCUGCUUCCUAUUUUGCAACAAAGCCUCCUUUACUCAUGCUGCCAAACAUGCCCUCGUAAAACUGACUAUCCUACCGAUCCUUGACUUCGGCGAUGUCAUUUACAAAAUAGCCUCCAACACUCUACUCAGCAAAUUGGAUGUAGUCUAUCGCAGUGCCAUCCGUUUUGUCACCAAAGCCCCAUAUACUACCCACCACUGUGACCUGUACGCUCUUGUUGGCUGGUCCUCACUACAUAUUCGUCGCCAAACCCACUGGCUCCAGGCCAUCUAUAAAUCACUGCUAGGCAAAUCCCCGCCUUAUCUUAGCUCAUUGGUCACCAUAGCAACACCCACCCGUAGUAUGCGCUCCAGCAGGUAUAUCUCACUGGUCAUCCCCAAAGCCAACACCUCCUUUGGCCGCCAUUCCUUCCAGUUCUCUGCUGCCGAUGACUGGAACGAACUGCAAAAAUCUCUGAAGCUGGAGACUCUUAUCUCCCUCACUAACUUUAAGCAUCAGUUGUCAGAGCACCUUACCGAUCACUGCACCUGUACACAGCCCAUCUGAAAUUAGCCCACCCAACUACCUCAUCCCCAUAUUGUUAUUUCUUUUGCUCAUUUGCACCCCAGUAUCUCUAUUUGCACAUCAUCUCUUGCACAUCUAUCAUUCCAGUGUUAAUACUAAUUGUAAUUAUUUUGCACUAUAGCCUAUUUAUUGCCUUACCUCCAUAACUUGCUACAUUUGCACACACUGUAUAUAUAUUUUCUGUUGUAUUUUUGACUUUAUGUUUUGUUUUACCCCAUAUGUAUCUCUGUGUUGUUGUUUUUAUCGCACUGCUUUGCUUUAUCUUGGCCAGGUCGCAGUUGUAAAUGAGAACUUGUUCUCAACUGGCUUACCUGGUUAAAUAAAGGUGAAAUACAAUUUUUUUUAAAUAUGUUGGUUUGGACUCAUUAGAUUAUCAGAGAGAUUGUUGUUUUUGUACUGAUGCACAGAUCAUUUACAUUUUAAGGCUAUAGGCAGUUGGGUUCCAGGCUCCAUUCUGUUGCUGCGUGACUGACUGUGUGUAAUGCAGACAUUGUGUUUUUAUUAUCUAGCUUCCUUAUACAGAAAUUAUGCUGAUUAGUUCCUGCUUUACAUGCUCCAUUGUUCUUCUGCGUGUUCUGUGUGUGAAUGAAUUUGAAUAUGGUAUUUCCUGUGCCAUUGGAUAAUCAGGAGUGUGGAUUUAUUAUGUCGUUUUGCAUGUUGGUUUAGGUGUCCAUAUAUAGAAGCUCAACAAGAACAGAGCUCAGGUAUUAGAGAGGAACUGGUUAUUCAUCAGUUAUUAUUAGAUGACAUGGAGGGUCCAUAAACAUCCAGGUUAGUCAGCACUAUGUACGGACCUGGUUCCACAUACAAGAGAGCUCCUAUGCUUACCAUUACACCUUAUGCUCUCUCAGCCCUUUAGCAUACUAUCUGCUAUCAAGCUAGCGUCAUCCAUGAUCGAAAACAGAAGCGGGCAGCAGUGCCAGGCUAUUACAUGAGAACCUCCACAUGUUCAAGUACACACAGCAACACACACGCUCACCCAUGCGUGCACAUGUAUGAAAACACACACACGUGAUGAAGAGAGUCAGAGCUCUACAUGCAUCAUGCCAUCCUUCACAAGCAUGACAGAUGACAAAGACAAUGUUUACCCCUGACCCACUUGUAUUACUUUUACUAAAGGGCUGUUGUAUGUCACUGUAUAUUAUGCAUACUGAGUGGAUUUCCUUGUUGCAUCCGCUCAGAUGUUAAGACACUAGUACUGUUACUGUAGGUCUACUACACAUCUCUAUAGAGGAGAUGGAACAUGAUGUUACUGUAGGUCUACUACACGUCUCUAUAGAGGAGAUGGAACAUGAUGUUACUGUAGGUCUACUACACGUCUCUAGAGUGGAGAUGGAACAUGAUGUUACUGUAGGUCUACUACACGUCUCUAUAGAGGAGAUGGAACAUGAUGUUACUGUAGGUCUACUACACGUCUCUCUAUAGAGGAGAUGCAACAUGAUGUUACUGUAGGUCUACUACACGUCUCUAUAGAGGAGAUGGAACAUGAUGUUACUGUAGGUCUACUACACGUCUCUCUAUAGAGGAGAUGGAACAUGAUGUUACUGUAGGUCUACUACACGUCUCUCUAUAGACGAGAUGGAACAUGAUGUUACUGUAGGUCUACUACACGUCUCUAUAGAGGAGAUGGAACAUGUGUAGUAGACCUACAGUAACAUCAUGUUCCAUCUCCUCUAUAGAGAUGUGUAGUAGACCUACAGUAACAUCAUGUUCCAUCUCCUCUAUAGAGAGACGUGUAGUAGACCUACAGUAACAUCAUGUUCCAUCUCCUCUAUAGAGACGUGUAGUAGACCUACAGUAACAUCAUGUUCCAUCUCCUCUAUAGAGACGUGUAGUAGACCUACAGUAACAUCAUGUUCCAUCUCCUCUAUAGAGACGUGUAGUAGACCUACAGUAACAUCGUCUCUAGAGAGGAGAUGGAACAUGAUGUUACUGUAGGUCUACUACACGUCUCUCUAUAGAGGAGAUGGAACAGGAUGUUACUGUAGGUCUACUACACGUCUCUAUAGAGGAGAUGGAACAUGAUGUUACUGUAGGUCUACUACACGUCUCUAUAGAGGAGAUGGAACAUGAUGUUACUGUAGGUCUACUACACGUCUCUCUAUAGAGGAGAUGGAUCAUGAUGUUACUGUAGGUCUACUACACGUCUCUAUAGAGGAGAUGAAACAUGAUGUUACUGUAGGCAUACAGUAGCCUUUAUGCAUUUUUCUGAAAACGGAUAUGGGAAAUGGAUUAACAAUAACUAAAUGAAUUUUUAGGAUUUGUGACUAAACAAUCCUGCAGUUUAUAUUGUAUUUCAUGGUGAAUUGUCUGUUUGUGAACAUAAGUGGCUCUUUGCUUACAUGUCUCUGAACUUAACACAUCACUGUCUGACACACCUGUGACAGCCUGCCACUGACAGGUUUCUGGAGUGCUCUCUGUCUCUCUCAUCUCUCCCCCUCCUCCUCUCUCCCCCCAUCCCUCUUUCCCUCUUACCCUACACAUUUCUCCAUCUCUCUCCUUCUUACCCUUGUUGCCGUGGUUCCUUUUGUCACCUAUUUUAGUGACUUUGUUGUCCCUGCCGAUGGCAUAAGAAUCAAGAUGCUUUUAUCUAAAUGGGUCAAAGUCAUCUGUGUUGGUGAAGCUGGGGUUGACACUAGAAAUGACUGACUGACUUGUCACUGUUGAUGACGGCACUCAACAUUAUUUGGAAGGCAAUAAAAGGAGAGGAGGGGUGGGAUGGGGGGAUAUAUACUGCAGUGCGCUGGAAUCUGCAUAUUUGUAAUGAAAAGAAAGCCCAGAAUGAGAGACCUGUCAAUACAGAAAGCAGUCAGAAUCCUUCUUCCCUCCCUAGUGGGGGGGUUGGUCCAUUUUCUCUCACUCUGUACUCUGAUGGUGCUUGAGGGGAUAGUAGAACAGGCUGACUAAAUACACUGGUUUGGUGGUCUGCUGUACCACCCUGAUCACUGGGAAUAUAUUCCACGUCUAGUAUUAGUAUCUCCAUAUAUGCAUAUAUUUCCAUAAUAUACACUGUUAGAAAAAAGGGUUCCAAAUGGGUUCUUUGACUGUCCCCAUAGGAGAACCAUUUUUGGUUCCAGGUAGAACCCAUUUUGGUUUCAGGUAGAACCCUUUUGGGUUCCAUGUAGAACCCUCUGUGGAAAGAGUUCUUCAUGGAACCCAAAAGGGUUCUACCUGGAACCAAAAAGGGUUCUUCAAAGGGUUUUCUUAUUUAUUUAUUUAUUUUUAAUUCUCAACAUGCUGUAUCCCUUAGAUCUAAGUUGUUAUGUGAACAUGAAUGUUUUGCUCACAUGUCAAACAUGAUGUACUCAGUGUGGACUUUGUUGGGCUACUGACACUAUAAAUAGAGUAUUGCAUGCUACACUAUUAGAAAAAUCUAGAACCAAAAAGGGUUAUUCGGCUGUCCCCAUAGGAGAACCCUUUGAAGAACCCCCUUUGGGUUCCAUGUAGAACCCUUUGUGGAAAGGUGGGAAAAUAGUUCUACCUGGAACCAAAAAGGCUUCUCCUAUGGGGACAGCCGCAGAACCCUUUUGGAACCCUUUUUUCUAAGAGUGUAUGCAUUAUAUAUCAUAUAUGUACUAGAUCAUGACUAUGUUUCGUGUCUUUGCUACCCUUCCCGUAGGUGGUCUUCAGCAGAUUCUGCAGCCCGUACGAUAUCAAGGAGUUAUUCUGUACCGCUCUAGGUCUUCCAAGGUAAUGCUCUGCUCUGCUCUCUUUUUCCCUCGUCAGUUCAGCUGUGAAGCUUAGAAUCGUCUCUGUCACAGUCCUGUUAGGGUCCUUUAAUCUCUCUGUCUGCUAGGCUGUUUUUCUAAUGUUGUUUUGAGGAUCACUUCUAUUAGAUGCCACAUUGAGGACACAUACUGUAUAGUGACAAGAUAAGACUCUAUAGUGAGUGGCCUAGUCCCAAUAGUCUUGACUAGCUUCCAUCUCUCGCUUGGUUUCCUUGAUUGAUAUUUGGAAUUACAUUUACAUUUUAGUAAUUUAGCAGACGCUCUUAUCCAGAGCGACUUACAGUUAGUGCAUACAUGUUCAUACUGGCCCCCCGUGGGAAAUGAACCCACAACCCUGGCGUUGCAAGCGCCAUGCUCUACCAACUGAGCUAUGUGCCCAACACCUACACUCUCUUCAUUGAACCAUAGUGGGACACAUCCUCAGAGAGAGUUUCCCUGCUUUGUCUGUUUUGGACAGGAACACCACCUUGUCUCUGCUGGAUUCCACGGGAGCUAUGGUGUCCAUCGACCCCACCAUGCCACACAACACCGAGAGGUAGGCCCUGUCACAUCUACAUUCAGGGAUGGAAUUUAAGGAUUUCUGGCACUGGCCAGCCGGGCUAGUAGACUUAAAUUCUUUACUAGCCCUGGUCCAAAAUCUGUGCCAUGCAAUAUUUGAAAAUAUACAAUUUCACUAGCCGGCGGGCUAAUUGGACACAUUUUCUACUAGCCCGGUCUGAAAAAUACUAGCCAUGGGCUAGAGGGCUACCUUCAUUUCCUUCCCUGUUUACAUUUAUAGCAGAAAAAUACAUAUGUUGGUCCUUAAAUGCAUAAUCUGUCAUUUCAGCAGCCUAAACUCAUAAGCAGAAGUUACAUUCUUCAAGGGUUAAUGGUUAUAUUAUUGAUUGAAAUCUCCAUUCAACAGCAGGAAGUAUCCCAGAUUGUGCCCUAUUGCCCAGGACUUGUUAGGCCGAAAAUACUAACAGAUCCAAGGUCAGGGUGGAUCAGUGAGCACACACACACACACACACACACACACACACACACACACACACACACACACACACACAUACACACACACACAUACACAUACACACAUACACAUACACACACACACAUACACACACAUACACACACACACACACGCUUGUUUUACUAACCAAAUUGCCUAACCCCUAACCCCUAAUCCUAAUUCUAACCCUAAACCUAACCCCUAAGCCUAAAAUAGCAUUUUUCCUUGUGGAGACUGGCAAAACAUCCCCACUUGUCUGAAUUUUCCUUGUUUUACUAUCCUUGUGAGGACUUCUGGUCCCCACAAGGAUAGUAAAACCUAAAAGACACAUACACACAGCCCCCAGCGUGUCCUCACACUUCAGACGCUGAGUAAGAGAGUUGGAGGAAGAGGACAUUCACAACACGUCUGAUUAGGAGGAAGGGGGGACGUAUUUGAGUACUGCACCACUUGCUGUCUAAACUGACUGGUGUGUAUGUGUGUGUUCUGUUUGUUGAAGGUCACCGUACAGAGUGGUGCCCCUGACUGGAGGACAGCUAGCUGGUGAGUCCCAGGGGGCCAUUGGCUUUUCACAUACAUGCACUGACUAUGCAAAUAGACACGCAUGGCUGACAAGCACAUACAAAAUAUUUCAUUAGCAUAUGCAUACGUACCAUAUCGUAUAUAGCAUAUAUGCAAGCAUGCACAUACACAAAGCACAGCACACUAACCCACAUACCUGAUGUGCACACUGCACAUAAAGAAGCAUAAUCAUUAACAUGUGUAAGCAAUAGACACAGAUACAUAAACGUAAACACACUCAGACACACACACACACUAUAUUAUUUACUGUUUUGGUUGGUUAAUGACCUCAGUUUAUGGGAAAUGUCACGUAGUAAACCUGGCUGAUUUAACAGUGUGACGAGACCCAGUUCCCCAGUGUAGGGAAGGAAACAAAACAACAUCCUUAUUGUCAGUCAUCACUCACACACAAGAGUACACAGACAGGCCAGCUGAACAUCUGGGAAAAAUUCCAUGAAGAGCAGCUUGUGUCUUUGUUCCACAUUUUUUUAAAGCUUUAUUUUAGCAGGCCCAAGGUCUCUUUUGCAGGUUUGCAGGAGUCCUGCAAAUACACUUUUUUACAAAUACCACAUAAUAACAAAUAUUAAACAUUCAAGAGAAACAAUCACAUUCCUCAGUAAAGAGGUCCUCAAUCAACAAUGUGAACUUCCCGAGAGGCACCUGUACAUCUAGUGGUAGGGAACUCUGUAGAUUGUUCCAUACAUGGGGUGCAAAAAACAUCUACACAACAAUCACCUGGUUCAAUACCAUAUAACUCAAAUUGAUUGUUUUGAUACAGUGAUGGAACCUUACGGGCAGUGAUGCGGUUUAGUGUGCCCCUGACCUCUAAUGAAAUAGUGUUCUAGCAUUAAUGUGACACGGGAAGGUAGCAUUAAUGAGACACGGUGUACAACAGGACAGCAUUAAUGUGACACGGUGUACAAUAGGACAGCAUUAAUGUGACACGGUGUACAACAGGAUAGCAUUAAUGUGACACGGUGUACAACAGGAUAGCAUUAAUGUGACACGGUGUACAAUAGGACAGCAUUAAUGUGACACGGUGUACAAUAGGACAGCAUUAAUGAGACACUGUGUACAACAGGAUAGCAUUAAUGAGACACUGUGUACAACAGGAUAGCAUUAAUGUGACCAGGGGCGGUGUGUUCAUUAGGGCGAUAUGGGCGACGCACUGCCAAACGGGAAAAGCAAGGGAUUUUUUUUCUAAUCAAUUAUAUCACGGCAACAGUAGUUAUCAGUGUUCUAAUCUAGACGUCUAAUCUGCCACUAAAUGUCCAAUCAGGCUAAAGUCGUGCUUCAAAUGGCCCCGCCCGUUUUGGGGCGAUUUCAGUCAGGUUGAAAAUCGCCCAGAAGUCUCUCAUAGCCUCUCAUGUAAAAUCUUUUUUUUUCAAAUAUCAGAGCUUUCAAUACAAUCUCUAUGGGUUUCUGAGGGCUUGCACUUACGCGCUUUCGUCAUACGUAACAUAACCAUGAACGUAACUAAGAAAAGAGCGGGUAGCAGCGUCAAUCAAUUCACGUACUACUAUCAAGAUGGCUAUAGCGUUCAGUGCAACUCGAUUGUCUCUUUGAAAGAAGUUCACAUCAAAGACCAUUCAAAACGAGCUACUGGAGUGUAUGCUAGCGGUCAUGAGGGAACAUAUUGUGGAGGAGGUGAAGUCGGCGAACUUCGUAGCUAUCCAAGCUGACGAGACCACGGACGUUUCUACACAUACACAGCUGGUGCUGAGGUACAUAGAUAGCAACCACAGAGUGCAGGAGCGCUUUUUUGAGUUCCUUCCCAUCUCGGAAUCAACCUCAGUCUCAAUCGCCAGUGUGCUUUUGGAGAGACUGAAACUGAGAGUCAAACUCAUUGCGCAAGCUUACGAUGGAGCCAGUGUGAUGAGGGGAGAGAAGGCUGGUGUGCAGCAAAAGGUACGUGAGCAUUUCAAGAAUGCCCAUUACGUGCAUUGCUAUGUGCAUCAGCUGAAUUUUAUGCCUGAUUUCAAUGAGAAAGUCAUUGACCGCUUUGCUGCAUUGAAAGAGAGAAGAGAACAGUUUCAGUACAAGUAAUGUAGCCUCUCUCUCUCUUUGUCCCUCCCUGUCUGUCUCUUUAACACACACACGCCCAAAUCAGUUCACAGUUGAUGUUGUUUAAAAUAGUUAUUUUUCAUUAAAAAAAAAGUAAAACUUUUUUUUUACAAAUCUAUACAAUUGGCCAGAAUAUGGUUGUUCAUAUUUACAAAUCUAUACAAUUGGCCAGAAUAUGGUUGUUCAUUUUUACAAAGCCAUACAGAUAGCUGUGUUUACCUUUUCUAUAAAUUAUUUUCAAAUUCUGUUUUCAGGCAAAAUGUCUAUCACUGUUCAUUUUCACAAAUCUAUACAAGAGGGCAGAAUAUGGAAGUGUAUAAACAUUUCCUAUUACCAAUAACUUGCAUCAAUGUUUUCAGUAGCCUCUAUCAAAAGCUCCUGCUUGCUUGUUGUGAAUUAUGCUCAGGUGCACAUAUUUCCAAUUCAACCAUGAGGCCUUUUUGAAGCAAGUAAUGUGUAUAUCAGUAUUGACUUAUAUGCUGCCCCUGUCUUCAUGUUGUUGCUGGACAUAUCUUUUUUAAAAUGUGUGUAGGUCACCUAAAUCAUCAGAAAAAUUGCCCCCCCUGAGAAUUUUUUCAGGAGCCGCCACUGAAUGUGACACGGUGUACAACAGGACAGCAUUAAUGUGACACGGUGUACAACAGGAUAGCAUUAAUGUGACACGGUGUACAAUAGGAUAGCAUUAAUAUGACACAGUGUACAACAGGAUAGCAUUAAUGUGACACGUGUACAAUAGGAUCAGUCCAACAGGUGCCAGAUGGUUUUACUAGUUCACAUACCUGCACUUUUAUUGGCCUCUCAGGUGAACUUUGGCCACAAGUCUGCUCUGCACCAAUAGCAGAGUUAUUUUCUGUGUGUGGGAAGGGAAAUUACAAGUGCCUUGUUAACAUAUCAAGCUGGCACCAUCUUGAAAUGUGACUACUGCAUUCAGUAAUGAGACAGAGAAAACACUCUCUCUUCUUUUGCCAUCUGUUGUGUUUGUUUCAUUCUCUUGUUGUUGCUGGUUUACAUAAGGUAUGUGUGUGUGUGCGUGCGUGUUUGUGUUUGAGUGUGAUAAAGGGGCAAUCAAAAUCUGUUACACCCCCAGGCUCGGAUAGAAUUUACAUUUUUACACUUUAGCCAUUUAGCAGACGCUCUUAUCCAGAGCGACUUACAGUUAGUGAGUGGAUACAUUUUUCAUACUGGCCCCCCGUGGGAAUCAAACCCACAACCCUGGCGUUGCAAGCGCCAUGCUCUACCAACUGAGCUACAUUUAAUGAAACGCUUCAGACAUGUGUGCAGUGUUGUCGUUACAGCACAGAGUGAAGUAUGAGUUGUGUUUUCCCUGUGUGCAAUGCAGUACCAUCUUUUUCUUCCAGAUAAAGAGGAACUCUUCCAGAAUGUAUUGACACAGGUGGCAGAGCAGUUUUCCAGGUAAGAGCACUGAUGUAGCUUUCAUGGAAAUGUUGUCUCUUGCUUCGUAAAUCCUUUUUGUUCUCUUGUUUUCGUAAAUGUACGCUAUUUGUGUCACUGUAUUAUUGAGUGUGCUGCUUUCAGAUAAUGAUUGCUCUCUGUCCCUUUUGUUCUCUCUUUCCCUCCCUCUCUCUCUUUCUUUAUCUCUCUCUUUCUCGAUCUCAUUUUCUCGCUCUCUUUUUCUGUCUCUUUCUCUCUUUCUAUCUCCCCUUUCUUUUCUCUCCCCAUCUCUCUCUCUGUCUGUCCUUCACUCUCUUUCUUUUGCAGAGCGUUUAAAAUCAACGAGCUGAAGACGGAGGUGACGAACCGCUUGGCCAUGUUGGAGAAGAGAGUGGAGCGUGAGUCAUACAGUACUGUGUGUGUCUGUGUGUUUAUUUCUCCCUAGAGAGGAGACAGCCUCUGCUUAUAUCAAAGUAUUGUUACCUGCCAUGGGGAAUACAGAGCAAAUACACUGAAUGUAGAAAAUAGAAGAAUACAAUAUGGUCCUUUAACAGAUGAUUUUGUUCUAAGGUGACUUCUAGUUUUAUUUUAUUUAUAUAUAUUUUUUACCCCUUUUUCUCCCCAAUUUCGUGACAUCCAAUUGGUAGUUACAGUCUUGUCCCAUCGCUGCAACUCCCGUACGGACUCGGGAGAGGCGAAGGUCGAGAGCCAUGCGUCCUCCGAAACACAACCCUGCCAAGCUGCACUGCUUCUUGACACACUAUUCACUUAACCCGGAAGCCAGCCGCACCAAUGUGUCGGAGGAAACGCCGUACAACUGGCGACCGUGUGUGCGCCCGGCCCGCCACAGGAGUCGCUAGAGCACGAUGGGACAUCCUGGCCGGCCAAACCCUCCCCUAGCCCGGACAACACUGGGCCAAUUGUGCGUCGCUUCAUGGGUCUCCCGGUCGUGGCCGGCUGCAACACAGCCCGGGAUCGAACCCGGAUCUGUAGAGACACCUCAAGCACUGCAUUGCCUUAGACCGCUGUGCCACUCGGGAGGCCCUGGUGACUUUUAGUUAAAGAGUGACAUACAAUGACAAAAAAUAACUAAAAUGUAAUACCAAGCGGAUGCCCUAAAACCGUAUUCAGUAUUCACUUUCAGUAAGUGUAUGUGUGGCCCGUGUAUGAGGCAAUCGAACCCUCACGGAAACUGUGCAGUAAGGCGUGCAGUAAACAUUGUUCUUCUACUGUAUGUGAGCAGGCAUAUUUUAAUAGCUUUAAUUGCCACUCAUUAACUUGGCUGGAUGGGACAUUUUAAUAGAAAUAGUAGCCCCGGGAGAUUGAGUCAUAAAAAGAUGAUGUUAAAGGAAAUGUCACAGCUGCUCUAUUUCACUAAACACUGACUGUACAAAACAUUAGGAACACCUUCUCUUUCCAUGCCAUAGACUGACCAGGUGAAUCCAGGUGAAAUCUAUGAUCCUUUAUUGAUGGCACCUGUUAAAUCCACUUCAAUCAGUGUAGAUGAAGGGGAGGAGACAGGAUAAAGAAGGAUUUUUAAGCCUUGAGACAAUUGAGACAUGGAUUGUGUAUGUGUGCCAUUCAGAGGGUGAAUUGGCAAGACAAAAUAUUUAAGUUCCCUUGAAUGGGAUAUGGUAGUAGGUGCCAGGUGCACCGGUUUGAGUGUGUCAAGAACUGCAACGCUGCUGGGUUUUUCACGCUCAACUGUUUCCCGUGUGUAUCAAGAAUGGUCCACCACCCAAAGGACAUCCAGUCAAAGGCAGGCCAGUGGUCGAAAACGGGUCAUUGAUGAAAGAGGAAAAUGGAGGCUGACAUGAAUUGUGCAGAGCAACAGAUGGGCUACAGUUAGUCAACUGACAGUCCAGUACAACAGUGGUGCCCAAAGACCCAUAAAAGAAUGCACAACUCGUCGUACCUUGACACAAAUGGGGUAUGGCAGCCAACAACCUUACAGAGUUCUACUUCUUUCAGCAAAAAACAAGAAACUGCAGUUGCAGUGGGCUAAGGAACUAAAAACCUUGAACACUUUGAUGGAAAGACUAGGGUAUGGAGAAAACCACACGUUUUUGGGGGACUGAGUGGCGCAGCUGUCUAAGGCACUGCAUCGCAGUGCUAGAGGCAUUACUACAGACCCGGGUUCGAUCCCGGGCUGUAUCACAACCGUUCGGGAGUCCCAUAGGGCGGCGCACAAUUGGCCCAGCGUCGUCCGGGUUAGGGGAGGGUUUGGCUGGGGUAGACUGUCAUUGUAAAUAAGAAUUUGUUCUUAACUGACUUGCCUAGGUAAAUAAAGGUUAAAUAAAAACAUACGUCCAUCGUGCCGCGUGUCAACAUUGAAGACUGAUAGUGAUGGUGUGGGGUGUGUUUUCAUGGCACACAUUGGGCCCCUUGAUAAAAGUGGAGCAAUGUUUGAAUGCCAUAGGAUAUCUGAAAAUCAUUUCCAAUGACAGUGAAUUCAGCUUACUGUAGUGGCCUGCCUGUAGGAUCUUAAUUUGAGCCAGUUUGCUACAGCAGGAAAACAAUCCUGCAGCAACAGAAAAUGUGAUUUAUUAUAUGGAUUGUAAUUAAUUUUUGCAGGGGUUGAUGCGUUUUUCGUAAGGGAAAAUCAAGUCUGAAAUUUCAAAGUGGAAAUUACAAACUUCAGAAGCCUUUAUAAACCUCAAAUACACUACACGUUUUAAAUGACCUGCAUUGCAGGAAAGUUCUCCUACAACAGGGUGAUCAAAUUAAGAUCCUACAUCUAUGCUAGCUGUCCUUGACCCUAUAAUAAAUCAUACUGCUGCCUAUUUAAUCUAUUUCUGUCCAUUUUGUUGUGUGCCAGGAAGUUAGUUUACACCCUCCCACACUAUGCUCGCUGGCUUCUCUUUGAGCUUUGGUUCGAUGUGGUAGAUCUCUCUAAUCAGAUUGUAAAAAUGGCUACAAAAUCGAAUCGAUAAAGAUGGCUUGAUAUGCCUCAUUCCAUCAAAGUACUGGUAGUACAUUGGGUUUCCUCCUGUUUUUGCACCGUACUGUAUGUUUCAAAGGCCUCUACGGCCUUCAGCUGUUCUGUCACAAUUUGUUCCGUGCACACAUGGUGCUCUAGCCUCCCUGUGCAGUCCAGUGGGAACAUUUAAUCAGUAAUCAAUCUUUAAUCAUUACAUCGUCUUUCACUGUAAAGUACUGCUACUGUGAUGGCUGGGGGAUGUUUUGAGGUUCAUUUGUUCUGGAUGACUGACUGCCUCAGGCCCAGGUCACCUGACUAUUGGUAUUGUAGGAUAUAUUAACCUCGCUCCCUCUCUCUCUUUCCCUCCCUCUCUCAUUCUCUCUCUGCAGUGGAAGGGAUGAAGGUGGUGGAGAUAGAGAAGUGUCGCAGUGACAUCAAGAAGCUCCGGGAGGAGAUGGCCUCCAGGAACAACAGGUUAGUCACAUGAUUAUCUGAUCAUCUUUGAAGCUUGACCUCUAGCUUUGACCCGAAUCCUGAUAACGAUGUCCAAUGUAAGCCUGAAUGAUGUUUGUUUUCUGCGUCUUACAUUGAAUAGUCUUUGUUAGCUCCUAGUUAGAGGAAAUAUUGGAGGAAAACUUCCUCUCCCCUGUCUGUCAUUAGCAGGGCUUUAAAACCACUGUCCCCAGAUCAGUAAGUAGCCUUGCAGGAGCCUUGGCUUGUGUGAGCCGUAAUGCCUCAUACUGAUACUGUUACAGACUGUUACAUGCUGUAAUAUAGGCCUACUGAUACUGUUACAGAGGCUAGCAUAUCGUAAUAUUUAAUAUUUCAUUACAAUCUUCUCACUAUGAUGUGUGUGUCUAUGGUCUGAUUAUAUUAAUUGGUUACUGCUUGCUUUGUACUGUAGUCAUUUCCUGGAUGACAACAAGAAGCUGACACCUCGCAGAGACGUGCCCUCUUACCCCAAAGUAAGUCAGUGGUCUGCAAAUUCCUCCUACUUCAUUGUCACCGUCAGUCUGUGUUUUGUCAUUGUCAAUGAGCCUGUUAUCAGGUACUGAAUGUCCAUAGCGUCAGAACACCACCUUUGAAUGUCCAGAGUCAGUUGUGUGAUCCUCUGGUCCUCUGUAGCUCAGUUGGUAGAUCAUGGUUCUUGAAACACCAGGAAGGUGGGUUAGAUUCCCGGGAACACCCAUACGUAACAAAUGGAUGCACGCAUGACUGUGGAUAAACUUGUGUGCUAAAUGGCAUUCCAAUUAAGAUAGUGUGAGAGAUGCACCUCCUAUAAUCAGAUACAGCAUCAAAGAUGGUGGAUAAAUUAAGAUGUUUCAUAAAGGCCGUUUUCCAUUGAAAGAAUGGUCAAGGUUCCUGUCUGUGUAAGUGGGCGUACCCUCUCUCGCGUGAAUAUGAUUUCCUGCGUGAGCUCAGGGUUCCUCCAUAAUCUCUGGCAAUGCUCACGCGAUAGAGGGAAUGCCCACUUACACAGACAGAAUUGUUUUCAAUGGGAAACUGCCCAAUAACAGCUGGCUCUGGUCUACUUUAUUCCCCUACCCACGCUCACCCGUCCCGCCAUACCAGAAAAAAAUUGCCUGUGAGAUGUCUCGCUUUCUCUUCCGUCUCUGACAGCAUGUCCCUAGUUAGGUGCGCCCAUCACAGGUGUGCUAAUGUUUCCCCUAGUUUUCAUUUCUAGGUGGACUGCACUAGGACAGUGGCAAGCUGCCUCACUUAAAGAAAUACAGGGGGAAACUAACUGAGGUUAAACCUGCAGUCAGGUGUGCCCAGGUGUGUGUGUGUGUGUGUAGAGGUGAGCCCACAGCCAGCGGAGACAAACAUGGUUAACUGGGUGCUCUGUCGCCUGCAGUACAUGCUCUCGCAGCAGACCAUAGAUGCCCUCAGAAAGCCUGCCUUUGACCUCUGGCUGUGGGAGUCCAACGAGGUAAGAUGCUGACUUCACUUUGUUCUUCUCUCUCCGCCCCUUCUGUCCCUCUAUCUGCAUGCGUCUAUGUGUGUGUGUAUGUGUGUGUGUAGUACCACCUGUCUCAGGAGACAGUGGAAGCUCUCAGACAACCCACCUUUGAUGUAUGGCAGUGGGAGCCCAAUGAGGUGAGGACAGGGGGUUGGACCAUACAGGUUCAACUACCAUAGAUAGGAGAAACUCAACUUCCAUAGACACUAAACUCAACCAUAGAGUUGUUGACCAUAGACAAUCAAAUACUACCAUAUAACUGUUGACCAUAGAUGAACAACCGCAACAAAGUAUCGCUCACCUUUGGCCUCACUCCUCCACCUUGCUUCAUGUGACCAGAUGCUGAGCUGCUUGGAGCACAUGUACCACGACUUGGACCUGGUCAAGGACUUCAACAUGAACCCCAUCACACUGAAGAGGUGGCUGGUAAGACUGCUAGAGAUAUCUACAACUGAUCACCAUCUACUGCUGCGGCACUUGUUUCAGGUUACUAGUGGCAGGUUUGUUGUAGCUGUCUGAUGGUCUCACACAUUCACUCAUCUUCCCUCUCCCCCCCUCCCUCCCUGCAGCUUUGUAUCCAUGACAACUACAGGAUGAAUCCCUUCCAUAACUUCCGCCACUGUUUUUGUGUCACCCAGAUGAUGUACAGCAUGAUCUGCCUCUGCAGCCUACAGGUAAUACCACAGUAAUACCACAGUAAUACUACAGUAAUACCUCAGAUCUAUAAAAGGGCAGCAUUAAUACUGGAGGGAUAGAAUGGUGAGGAAAAAUGAUGUUUGUUCUUGAAGAGGAAGGACGAGGGGGAGGGAGAGAGAAGCUGAGAGAUGUGUCUGAAAGAUAAAUUAUAUUCCCUUGGAGACGCUCCCUUAGACAUCAUCUCGAACCCAGUUGUCAUGGAUAACCAUUCAUGAGAGGUUUAUUAAUCAAAUCCUAUAAUGGCCAAUUACGAGACGGCCAUGUUAAUGAUGUGCUAAUGAGAUCUCUCACAAACACACACACUUUCACACACACACUCUUUUACACACCACACACUCACUUACACAAACAUGAAUGCACCUACAUGUGCACAGUUGCAUGAUGCGUACACACACAUGCACACACACACACACAUGUGCUCACACAGAUGGCCCAUUAAUUGUGAGACUUAUAAUAAUACAUAAUAAUAAUUGUGAAUUGUGUGUCUUCCAGGAGACGUUCACCCAGGUGGACAUUCUGAUUCUGAUGACAGCUGCAGUGUGCCACGAUCUGGAUCACCCCGGAUACAACAACAUGUAAUCCAUACUUUUAUUCUCUCUCUCUCUCUCUUACUCUACCACUGCCAUCUGUCUAUCUUGAUUCAAGAAAAUGUGAUACAAUCUGUCUAUCCUAGUUCGAUAUAGCCUCGGAAACCCAGGUUCCGUUCAACAAGAAGACAUUUGAAAGCAAGCCCCUGUGAGACUAAGUCUCCCUCUCUCUGUCUCUCAGGUACCAGAUAAACGCGCGGACGGAGCUGGCAGUACGCUACAAUGACAUCUCCCCUCUGGAGAAUCACCACUGUGCCGUGGCCUUCCAGAUCUUCUCCCAGCCCGACUGCAACAUCUUCUCCACCUUCGACCCCGAGGCCUUCAAACAGAUACGCCAGGUAGGGCGUGUGUGUGUGUGGGCAUGUUUAACUAUACUUGUGUGUGUGUGUAUACUACUAUAGCAGUAGUCUGAUCUAUAGUCUGAUCUAACCGCCUAUUUCUGUCUUAGGGAAUCAUCACACUGAUCCUGGCCACAGACAUGGCACGACAUGGUGAGAUACUGGACUCCUUCAAGCAUAAAGUGGACAGCUUUGACUUCACUGAUGAAGAGCAUGUCAUUUGUGUAAGGAUACACAUUCCUAUGUAUUUGCAACCUACCGUAGAAUGCAUAUUUUCCACUCCCUUACAGUUUGUGCAGUGUAUUUGUCCUCCUGCCCUAUGCAGUAAUGCUAUAUUUACAACUUUACUAUGUAUGAUUGUUAGUCCUUUGUGCUGCUAUCUAUGUGAGCAAUCUAGUAGACCCCUUCCCUAUACUGAACUCUGCUCUGUGUGACCUUUGACCCCCCCCCCAAGCUGAAGAUGGUGCUCAUUAAGUGCUGUGAUAUCUCUAACGAGGUGCGACCCAUGGAGGUGGCUGAGCCCUGGGUGGACUGUCUGCUGGAAGAGUACUUCAUGCAGGUAUGUGAAGCCCUAUCUAUACUGUAUACUUACCUACGUAUGUAUUUGGACAGUGAUGCUAACAUUUUUUAUUUGGCUCUAUACUCCAGCAUUUUGGAUUUAAGAUGAAAUGUUUCAUAUGAGGUGAAAUUGGUCCAAAUACUUAUGACAUCUUCAAAUGGGGAGGACUAGAUAUAUGAAAAUACCCUCAAAUAAAAGGUGACAUUCUGUACUGUCACUGUAUAUGAAACAUUUGAUCUCAAAUCCAAAAUGGGGAGUGUUUAUGCGUUUUUAUUCAGUACAUAGCCUACUGUGUAAUUCAAGGUAUGUGUCAUACCUGCCUCAUAUCUCAAUCUUGAUACAUAAGUCUGUGUGAAAAUGGAACAACAAAUUCCAUGAAACAUUGUAUUUUGAUAUACAGUGCCUUCAGAAAGUAUUCACACCUCUUGACUUUUUCCACAUUUUGUUGUGUUACAAAGUGGGAUUAAAAUUGAUUUAAUUGUCAUGUUUCUAACAUUUGUAAAAAAAAAUAUAUAUAUAUAUAUAUUUUCAACACUAAUAUAGGAUUCAACCCCCUGAGUCAAUACAUGUUAGAAUCACCUUUGGCAGCGAUUACAGCUAUGAGUCUUUCUGAGCUUUGCACAGCUGGAUUGUACAACAUUUGCACUUUUUUAAAAAGAAUUAUUCUUUAAACUCUGUCAAAUUGAUUGUUGAUCAUUGCUAGACAACCAUUUUCAGGUCUUGCCAUAGAUUUUCAAGCCGAUUUAAGUCCAAACUGUAACUAGGCCACUCAAGAACUUUCAACGUCGUCUUGGUAAGCAACUCCAGUGUAUAUGUGGCGUUGUGUUUUAGGUUAUUGUCCUGCUGAAAGGUGAAUUCAUCACCCAGUGUCUGUUGAAAAGCAGACUGAACCAGGUUUUCCUCUAGGAUUAUGCCAGUGCUUAGCUCUAUUCCAUUUAUUUUGAUCCUAAAAAACUCCCUAGUCCUUGCCGAUGACAAGCAUACCCAUAACAUGAUGCAGCCACCACCAUGCUUGAAAAUAUGAAGAGUGGUACUCAGUGAUGUGUUGUAUUGGAUUUGCCCGAAACAUAACGCUUUGUAUUCAGGAAAUAAAGUUAAUUUCUUUGCCACAUUUUUUGGCAGUUUUAUUUUAGUGCCUUAUUGCAAAUAGGAUGCAUGUUUUAGAUUUUUUUUAUUCUGUACAGGCUUCCUUCUUUUCACUCUGUCAUUUAGGUUAGUAUUGUGUAGUAACUACAAGAUUGUUGAUCCAUCCUCUGUUUUCUCCUAUCACAGCCAUUAAACUCUGUAAACUGUUUUAAAGUCACCAUUGGCCUCAUGGUGAAAUCCAUGAGCGGUUUUCUUCCUCUCCAGCAACUGAGUUAGGAAGGACACCUGUAUCAUUGUAGUGACUGGGUGUAUUGAUACACCAUCCAAAAUUGAAUUAAUAACUUCACCAUGCUCAAAGGUAUAUUCAAUGUCUGGGUUUUUUUAACCCAUCUACCAAUAGGUGCCCUUCUUUGCGAGGCAUUGGAAAACCUCCCUGGUCUUUGUGGUUAAAUCUGUGUUUGAAAUGCACUGCUCGACUGAGGGACCUUACAGAUAAUUGUAUGUGUGGGGUACAGAGAUGAGGUAGUCAUUCAAAAAUCACUAUUAUUGUACACAGAGUGAGUCCAUGCAACUUGUUAAGCACAUUUUUACUCCUGAACUCAUUUAGGCUUGCCAUAACAAAAGGGUUGAAUACUUAUUGACUCAAGACAUUUUAGCAUUUCAUUUUCAAUUAAUUUGUAAAAAUUUCGAAAAACAUAAUUCCACUUUGACAUUAUCGGGUAUUGUGUGUAGGCCAGUGACACACAAUCUCAAUUUAAUCAAUUUUAAAUUCAUGCUGUAACACAACAAAAUGUUGAAAAAGUAAAGGGCUGUGAAUACUUUGUGAAAGUACUGUAGAUACAGUAUUUGCCAUUUGUAUUAAAAAUGAUGGAUUGCACUGACAUCUUUCUCUCUCUUCUCCAUCUUUUCCUCAGAGUGACAGGGAGAAGGUGGAGGGUCUGCCUGUGGCCCCCUUCAUGGACAGAGAAAAGGUCACCAAACCCACAGCCCAGAUCGGCUUCAUCAAGUUCGUCCUCAUCCCAAUGUUUGAGACCGUCAUGAAGGUGAGCAAUGGAUGGAUGGGACUGUAAAAAGAGGAUGUUGGAGUGAUAGGACUGUGAUGAUGAUGAUAAAGCCUGCCUCCUUUCUCUCUAUCUCUCUCUGUGUCUCAGCUGUUCCCUCAGAUUGAGGAUGUGAUGGUCCAGCCUCUGAGAGAGUCGCGAGACAGAUACGAGGAGCUCAAGCAGAUCGACGAUGCCAUGAAUGAGGUCAGAGGUAUUUGUGUGUGUACGUGUUUUUGUGUUUUAUCAUUUUUAUUUAAGGAGGACAUGUUUGCAUGUUCUUAUGUGUAGUCGCAGUGAUUGUAACAGUCCUGUGAAUGUUUCUUCUUUAGGUGCAGAAAAAGAAAAGUGAGAACUUGACUAUGGGGAAGAAGAAAUGAAAGCUCAAAGGUAGGUGUUUUUAAACUGGCUGCAUUGAGCAAAGUCUUUCUAUACACUAUAUGGCUCUGGUGCGGUGUAGAUGAAAUGAAUGUGUGUUCUUCUGUUUUAGCUCAAACUUCCUACAGUGGUAAAGGUUGAGUCAGGAUGGCAGUCUGAGGAAUGGAUGGCAGUCUGAGGAAUGGGACCAGAGGAAGAUGGAAACAGACCAAGCCACUGACUGACUGACUGGCCGGAUGGACAAUCCAAAGCUUUUAUCAGGGAAUGUCAACUUGUACAGCACAUACUACUUCAGUGAACAAUAUUUAGAUUUUCUCUUGCGUUGUGUUUUUUUUUAUGUUGUUUUAUACAGAAUGUACAGAUUUUUAGUCACUUUGGUUGUUUCCUACAAAAAUAAAAGGUUUACUUUAAUUAUAA